Solanum tuberosum (potato) is the source of this 2268-nucleotide messenger RNA. RefSeq lists its product as uncharacterized. The record is from RefSeq and is a predicted model, not a curated record. Gene Ontology annotation, molecular function: protein binding. Lineage: Eukaryota; Viridiplantae; Streptophyta; Magnoliopsida; Solanales; Solanaceae. The transcript has a single exon. The coding region runs from base 30 to 1745 and encodes 571 amino acids.
CCAACCAAGAAACAAACAUUUAUUGCAAAAUGGAGAGAUUUUUUACAAGUUUUGAGCAACUUCCAGAAGAUAUAAUCAUGGAGAUAUUAUCAAUUUUGCCUGUGAAAUCUAUACUGAAACUCAAAUCUGUGUGCAAAUACUGGUACACACUUAUUCAAUCUCCAAAUUUUAUUAUCAAACAUUUUUUCCACAAAAAAAAUUAUGAAAUUCCCUUUGUUCAUCUCUAUUUUUUUGACACUAAUCAAUUAUCUAUUUCAAUUGAUGAAUACCCUUUGCUUCAAGAUUUAUACUUGCACAAAUCCACUUCUUUAAAGCCAUUAAUUGGCCCUUUGAAUGGACUUUUUUUUGUGCAUAAUCUUGAUAAGAAUGAAAUGUCUAUGUGGAAUCCUGCAACUGAGGAAAUCAAGAAAAUAUCAGUACCAAGUCCACCUUUUUCUACUUGUUUUAGGGGUAUCUGUUGUUCGGACUCUUCAAAAAUGUUGCAGCACUCGUGUCAGAUCCUCCAGAAAUGCACUGUUUCUAGAUGUUCUGACACAUUUUUAAAGAGUUCGAGCGACAUAGAUUUGAGGUUAUGUUGUUCGGAUUCUUCAAAAGUGUUGUUGCACCCGUGUUGGUUCCUCCAGAAAUGCUCUGCUUCUGGAGGUUCCGAAAUGCACCCGUCGGUGUUAUGUUGCUCGGACUCUCCAGAAAUGUUGUUGCAUUCGUGUCAGAUCCUCCAGAAAUGUGCUGCUUCUGGAGAAUCCGACAUGCACCCGUCGGCAUUUUUUAAGAGUCCGAACAACAAUGAUUGCAAGCUAUGUCGCUUGGACUCUCCAAAAAUGUUGUCGCACCCGUGUCAGAUCCUCCAAAAAUGUGCUGCUUCUGGAGAUACCAGCACACAUCCAUCGACAUUUUUGAAGAGUUCGAGUGACAAUGAUUAUAGGGUAUCUUGCUCGAACUCCACAGAAAUGUUGCCGUAUUCGUGUCGGAUUCUCCAGAAAUGUACUGCUUCUGAAGGUUCUGACACACACCCUUCGAUAUUUUCGAAGAGUCUGAGGUCUUAUGCUCAUCAUUUUGGAUUUGGAAUGGACCCGUUUAGUAAAGAUUACAAAGUUGUAUGGAUAAGAGAUUAUUUUUGGAAGGAAGAAACAUUUACAAGAAGUGCAUCAGCUGUUGUUUCAGUUUAUACACUAAGUACUGAUUCUUGGAGGCAUUUUGAAGACAAUACAUUUUUGAGUAGUCAUAUAAUCAUGUCAUAUUUUGAUUCAUAUCUUGACGGAUUUUAUUACUGGAAGAAAAUCGACGAAAAACGACGUUGCGAAAUUCUUGCAUUUGAUUUUAGAAAUGAAGAAUUUCAAGUGAUACAAACUCCAGAUGUGUUCAAUUCAAAUUUAGGAACACUUGGUUUGUAUGAUGGUUAUGUUUCUAUGUUGUUUCAUUAUCUUGUUGAAAGUAAGACAUGUACUGAGAUUUGGGUGAUGGAAAAGUUUGGAUUUUGGACUAAAAAAUUGGUUCUUGAAUCCACUUUGAUUGUUAAAAGACCAAUUGGAUAUGGUGUCAAUGGGGAAAUUUUUGUUGAAACUAAAAGUUCAAAUCUUGAAAUGAUUGAUCCAAGAACACAAGAGAUUGUUGAGUGUGUGGGACCAAUAUUGGGAAAUGGUUACUCUUUGCAAGUUCUUGUUUACAAGAAGAGCUUAGUUUCCAUCAACAAAUUGACUACUUGUAACUUAAUCAAAGGUCUCGAGUUCGAGCAAUUGGGAAUCUGAGUUAGUCAGAACAGUAAAGUGAGUAGCCGACACUGCGUGAGAAUCAAGAAUGAGAAAAACUUGCCAUGAUUGAUCCAAUAACACAAGUAAUUGUAGAUAUGGACCAUGGGAAAAUGGUUACUCUUUGCAAGUACUCUUGUUUACAAGAAGAGCUUAGUUUCCAUCAAGAAAUUGGUUAAACUUAAUCAGAAGUCUCAAGUUUGAGUCAUGAGAAUGGAAAGAAUCCCGCAGGUUGUGAGUGCUUUCUCUUUUAGUGAAUGUUACACGAUGUGAAUUUGAAUGAGUCAGAAUAGUAAAGUGAGUACCGAAAACCGGGUGAUCACCCCAAAAAAACUUGCAAUGAUUGAUCAAAGAACACAAGAAACUAUUGACUGUCUUGGACCAUGGGAAAAUGGCUACUCUUUGCAAUUAGUUUUUGUUUACAAGAAGAGUUUAGUUUAGUUUACAUCAAGAAAUUGAGUUGUAGUAACUUGAAAACAUGUUAUGCACUUUUUCUUUAGCUAUCCUAAUAAUUUAUUUAUUA